AUGAACCGGAGCAUUUCUGGGCCGUCGCUUUCGGCAGGCAAGUCCAACUUGGGAAGCUCUCUGUCCCAGAAUGCCUCCACGAUCGACCUCUCGACGGUGGAUCGCGAGAGCCUCCCUCUCGGGGUCACGCGGCUCUACGGCAAGCGCAUGAAGCUGGAUGUCAGGUCGAACCCGGCCAUGAUCGACUUGAGAAUGAAUUACCGAAAUCUCCUGAACGAGUUCAAGGUUCACCACGGCAAGAUCGUGUCCAAUCAGUUUGUCUUGAUGAAGCCGCGGCCCAAAGCUGCUUUGAACAAGCCGAAGGCAUUGGAGUACCCGGAGGGUGUGAACAAGGCGCUCUUCCGGAAGGUCGCGCAGAUGCGGGCCAAGGCCAAAGAGGAGGGCGGGCCUCUGUCGCCGAAGAGCGCUCGGAGCGGCAAUGACGACCUGCUCCCCGUGGAGGAGGACGUCGACGAGGACGGCAGUCCGCGAAGCAAGCCGGACCCGACUCUUCAGAAAGAGGUUCGGGAGAUCGCCAGGAAUGCCAAGGUUCAGGCCACACACUCGUCCAUGGAGUACCCGCCGAACAGCGGCAACGGCG
Molecule: messenger RNA, 580 nt
Organism: Symbiodinium necroappetens
Lineage: Eukaryota; Dinophyceae; Suessiales; Symbiodiniaceae
Source: the annotation of a GenBank genome assembly